Messenger RNA from Glycine soja, 735 nucleotides. RefSeq lists its product as uncharacterized. The transcript is spliced from 3 exons. The coding region runs from base 1 to 735 and encodes 244 amino acids. The record is from RefSeq and is a predicted model, not a curated record. Lineage: Eukaryota; Viridiplantae; Streptophyta; Magnoliopsida; Fabales; Fabaceae.
AUGAUUCAGAUGAUGCUCCCCAGCGGUGAAGGCCUACAGCAUCGACACAGGCAAUGGGAAACUGCCCCUGUUGCCGAGGAUGACCAUGUGGUAGCUACAAAUGAGCUUGUCGUACCUACAGACGAGCCUGUGGUAGCUGGAGACGUACAAGCACUUGGUGCAGACGCAGCUGAUGAUACUGAGGGAUUUCCUAGUGGGCCACAUGACCCAUCAGUACUACGGAGUAUGCUGACCAUGUUGUUGUCAGCGUAUGGAACGAAGAGGCCUGCUCCUGAGAUUGAGGGCCUAGUUGCUGUCACAGGACUAAGUCCUUUGAUCGCGUGUUCAGUAGACACUGGUGAUCGGGGACUUAUAUCCUCAUUUGUGGAGAGGUGGCAUAGGGAGACUAGCAGUUUCCAUCUUCCCGUGCGGGAGGUUAGCAUCACCCUGGACGACGUGGCAUCUCUUCUUCAUCUUCCCAUUGUUGGCGCCUUCCAUACCUUCCAGCCUCUGCACGUCGAUGAGGCAGUGUUAAUGUUGGUUGAGUUACUAGAGGUCUCAGGAGAGGCAGCCAGGGCCGAGACAACACAUUGUCAUGGACCAUACUGUUGGAUAUAUGAGCACUUUCUGUUAGUUGCGGAGUGCAUCAUUGAUCCGGACUAUGAUGAGGUGUCACCACGUGCAUGUUGGUGGAUUGCUAUGAAGGUGACUGUGAAGACCAUAUCUACAGUGACAUACAGGAAGCGUCUGGAUUGA